AUGAGGAUGUGGCAGCAGUGGUUUUGGAAAAUGCUCCUCAAAAUGCUUCCUAUCAUUCCUGUGGGAUUCAAAAGCAGAUUCUUAGUAUUUUCUCUGAUAAGAUACAAAAAAUUCGUUCAUGAGGAGAUCAAUGAUGGGAAUUUUUGCAUUCUAGUUGAUGAAUCUGAAGACGAAUCGAAAAGAGAGCAAAUGGCAAUUGUUUUGAGAUUUCUUGAUAAAUAUGGUUUUAUAAAAGAGCGUUUCUUUGACAUAGUUCAUGUGUUAGAUACCACGCCGGCAACUUUGAAAGAAGAAAUUUGUAUUGUCCUUUCUCGUCAUAACCUUAGUGUGCAAAAUAUUCGUGGUCAAGGAUAUGAUGGUGCCAGUAACAUGUCUGGAGAAUGGACUGGGUUGCAGGCUUUAUUUUGUGCUGAGUGUCCAUUCGCAUAUUAUGUUCAUUGCUUUGCUCAUCGGCUCCAAUUGGCUUUAGUAAGAGCAUCUAAACUGGUUAUAUCUAUCAAUCAAUUUUUCUCUUACUUGACUCGAGCAAUUAAUAUGGUUGGCUUAUCUUGCAAAAGACAUGAUCAAUUAAGAGCUGCUCAGGCUACAGAUAUUGCUAAAAAGCUUGCCAUUGAUGAUGAAUUCGAGACCGGUAAAGGAAAAAAUCAGAUUGGAACAUUGAAACGGGUUGGAGAUACUCGAUGGGGUUCUCAUUUGGGUUCCAUUUGUAGUUUGAUAAACAUGUUCAGUGCUACUUGUGCAGUCCUAAGAAACAUAAUUAAUGAUGGAAGCAAAUCGAAUCUACGAGCUGAGGCAGAUGGAGUUUAUGAUUCCAUUACAUCUUUUGAGUUUGUCUUCAUCUUACAUCUUAUGAGAGAUAUCAUGGAGAUUACUAAUGAUCUUUGCCAAGCUUUGCAGAGUAAAUCUCAAGAUAUAUUAAAUGCAAUGCAUUUGGUGUUUACAACGAAGAUACUUAUUCAAAAAUUUAGAGAAGAUGGAUGGGUUCCAUUGUUGGAGAAAAUUAAAUUAUUUUCUAAUGAUCAUGGUAUACAGAUUCCUGAUAUGAGUUGUCCUUAUAAAGGAGGCCGAGGUCGGUCUCGUUCUGAAAGAGAUCAGCUCACCAUGGAACAUCAUUUUCGAGUUGAUAUUUUUAUGAUUACAGUUGAUUCCCAGUUACAAGAAUUAAACAAUAAGUUUAAGGAAGAUGUAAUGGAAUUGUUUGUUCUUAGCUCAGCUUUGGAUCCUAGGGAUGGUUAUAGAUCAUUCAACAUUGAGGAUAUUUGCAAACUUGCAAAUAAAUUUUAUCCCAUGGAUUUCUCCGAGCAAGAAAAAUUGCAUUUGAAGUAUCAGUUGGAAAACUAUAAGCUUGAUAUUUCCAUACUUCCCGAGUUUCAGAAACUGUCAACCAUUUCUGAGUUGUGUCAAAUGUUGGCAAAAACAAAAAAGUCGACAAGUUAUCCUCUUAUUGAUAGAUUGAUCCGUCUUGUGUUGACUUUACCUGUUUCAACUGCUACGUCGGAACGUGCAAUUUUAGCUAUGAAACUCGUUAAGUCUAAAUUGCGCAAUAGGAUGGAAGAUGGUUUUCUGACUAGUUACUUGAUUACGUACAUUGAACAAGACAUUGCUCGAGGGUUUGAUGUAGACUCUAUCAUCGAUGCUUUUGAUAUUAUGAAAGAGCAUUGA
Molecule: messenger RNA, 1662 nt
Organism: Camellia sinensis
Lineage: Eukaryota; Viridiplantae; Streptophyta; Magnoliopsida; Ericales; Theaceae
Source: RefSeq, a predicted model, not a curated record